AUGAAUUCAGACUCGUUUAGGUCGCUUGAAUUACGAGGUCAAGGUGUCCGUCUAGCUGAGAAUGAGAACCGAAAGGUGUCGCUGCAGCGUUGCCCAAUCUCUAGAGCUGCAGUCACUUCUAAUCCGUGGGAGAAUGGUACUCCUCGACCUGCAGCAACAGACAACAUUCCAGAAUAUACACGACGACACAGGACAUUUCACACACACGCUACAAUAACAUUAUCGAAAUACAAGCGUUGGUCACAUAACUUCGAGGAAAGUACAGAAAAAGUGCAACCCAAUGUAUUCCUGAGAGCCAACAUCUGGGCUUUAGAUAUCCAUGCACUGGUCCUUGACUUCCGCCGCGCCUCCUGUCUCUGGCUCCUCCUCUGUGCCUUCGCCAGCGUCGAGGGACACGGCCGCCUGAUGCAACCACCCAGCAGGUCGUCCGCCUGGAGAUACGGCUUCGACACGCCCGUUAAUUACAAUGAUAACGAGCUCUUCUGUGGAGGUUUCGGGAUCCAGUACGGUGAGAACGAAGGCAAGUGCGGAGUCUGCGGCGACAACUGGGCCGACCCUCAACCCCGAGACAACGAGGCCGGAGGAACGUACGGGACGGGGCUCAUUGUUGCCAACUACACCAAGGGACAGGAGCUAACCAUCGAGGUGGAGCUAACGAAGAGCCACCUGGGCUACUUCGAGUUCCGCCUGUGCGUGAACAACGACCCCAACCAGAUCAUCACGGACGAGUGCCUGGACGAGAACCUGCUGGAGAUGGCUGACGGAUCCGGCACCAAGUUCCCGAUCGAGUCGUAUGAAGUAACGUGGAAAUACCCGAAGGUUAAACUUCCCGACGACGUCGUAUGUACUCAGUGUGUGUUGCAGUGGCACUACAGGGCCGGCAACUCCUGGGGCGACUGCGGGGACGGCACCUCCGACCUGGGAUGCGGCGACCAGGAGAUCUUCAGAGGCUGCGCUGAUAUCGGCAUUUACUAGAGGAAUUCUGAGCUGCACGGCAACAAGGUUUUCAAGAAUUCAUGUCUUAAAGGGGAUAAAAAAAAAAAAAUGUAGGGAAACAAUAUAUAUUCGAUUGGAAAGAAAGAAGCAAAGAGAAAGAAGAAGAAAAUUUAUAUGCAAGGAGAUAAACAAAUAUAUGUCUUAAGCAAAUGCGCGAAAAAAAAUGAUUAAGUUGAAAUGUUCUUGUUUAAAGUAUCAGGUUGAAAUAAAUAAACAUUAAUAUGAAGAAUCAAAAUAUGUUAAAGAAUUCAAUUAAAUGUUUAUGUUUCAGAAUUGGUUUAAAGCAUUUAUAUCCUAAGGUUAACUCUGAAAGAAAUAUUCACACGGAAAUACGGACAUACAAAUUACAUUCAGAAAUAAUGAUAAAAAAUAAACAAUGUUCAAACUAUAAACAUUAUAACAUUAUAUUAUGAUUCUAUACCAAACUCACUUUAAUUCACAAUUCAGUAAACACUUUAACGAGUGUUACUAUAUCACGUCAAUAAACAAUAUACUUAUCAUAUCUGGAAUAUGAUACUCUAUGUGUAUAAGACUGAACUUUUAUAUUGUCGUUUGAUAGAGAGAUAAUAACUUUAAUAAACAUGUUUUUACUGCUGUCUAUGCAUGAGGGUACAAAGAUAAAUAUUUCGAAAUAAGGAUUA
Molecule: messenger RNA, 1637 nt
Organism: Penaeus chinensis
Lineage: Eukaryota; Metazoa; Arthropoda; Malacostraca; Decapoda; Penaeidae
Exons: 8
Coding region: 1-975 (324 amino acids)
Source: RefSeq, a predicted model, not a curated record